UGAAUUGAGAGUUCUCAGCUGAUUGAAGACAACAAUUUUGUUGGGGAUAUAUUCAGGUGUGGCCGGACUAUAAGUUGUCACUGUGUCUUUCGUAUCACCUAUCAUUAUUACUCUUCCACGUGACUGUAUACCGAAACUGAACAUUUAGUCACAGAUAUUAGUUAGAACAUAAAAGGAAAAAAAAAUAGAAGUACUGUAUAUUGCACUACUAAGUCGAGGCACUCUUGAAAUUCUCAUCUGUACAGUUCAAGAAAUGCGCGACCACCAAUAACUAUACAACUGCAUAUAUCGAGAACAAAUGUAAACAAUUAAUCAUGGAUUGGUGAAGAUAUUUUUUUGUUAAAAGUGAUUACAGUAUUCUUCAUUAAUACGGAGCAGAUAUUGCAAUGGCAAGUGUCAAAGUCCCAGAGCAGAAAAUAAUUUUGUGUGGAGAAUAUGGUGUAGGGAAAAGUUCACUUUUCCGACGUUAUGCCACAAAUACAUUCGUUACAGCUACAGACAGGAAGUCUACUCUGGGAUUAGAUCAUUAUGAAAAGGUUUAUCGUACUGGAGACAAAGAAGUAAAGCUUCAACUUUGGGAUACGGGCGGCAUGGAGAGAGUAGCCAGUAUAACGUCUUCUUAUUACAAGUUUGCUGAGGGUGCUAUUCUAGUGUUUGCACUAGAUAAUCCUGAUUCCUUCAACAUCCUAUCCCAGCAUCUUCUAGAUAUUGUAACAUAUGCUGAGAGUGCCAAGAUAUUCCUUUGUGGCAACAAGUAUGAUCUCAAGAGUCAAAUUCAAGUCACUGAUGCUGAUAUGGAAAACUUUUGUGAACAGUGUCACAAUCUUAUAUCUGGAAUAUAUAAGACCUCCUGCAAGACUGGUGCAGGAGUUGAAGAAAUGUUUGCUGACAUAGCAAGACAGCUCAGUGACUCAAAUAGGUCUCGGAAAGAACUUGAGACUAUGAACAAAGAUUCUUUUAAAGUGACUCCCCCAGAAGGUGAACCUGAAGACUCGUGUUUAUGCUGAGGUGAAAAUAAACCAGGGAAAUUAGUUACCUAUUGAAUAUAAGUUCGGAUGAGCAGUAAACUGUGAUGACACCACUCAGCAGUCUUCUUGCCCUAAAUGUGCACAUGUUUUCUUAAAUGAAACAUCAACAGAUUAUUUUACAUCUAAAUGCGGGUGUGUGUCAGCUGUCCAAGCUUUUCAUUCAUAUAGGAAUCUGUCAGUGUACAGUCACUCGUGUGUAGCAUUAUAUUAACAGUAAUUUAUGAAACAGAUUUUGGUUUAUUUACAAACUUUACAAUGGACUAUGUAAUUACCGUGCUAUAUUCAGUCUGGAAGAGAACACUUUUCAUUAGUUAUUAGGUGUUUGGAUUUUUAUAUAGUAGAACUUAAAGAGUAUCAGUGUGAUGCAUAAGAUACUUGUGUAUACUAGAUUUUGUAUUUAUAAAGAAAUAUUAUCUGGCAAAAGAAGUAUCUCUAUUGUACUAGUCUCUCCAAGUUUGAAUUUUAUAUCAUUAGAAGAGUGUUCAUUUUAUUCUUGCAUGCAUCAGUCAUGUAUAAUUGCUUCUAAUUUUUAUACAUGAAUAUCAUUGUCAGUGGCAGAUCCAGAUUGAGUUCAUUAAGUUCAAACAAACCUUCCCUUUUUAUGAACUAGAGAAUCAGAAGUAUCAACAGUUCACUUAUUUUGAAAACAAUACUAUGCAUUUUUAUAAAUUCGAAAAAGUAUCAAAUCUUAGUUCAGUAAAAUUUCCACCAAGUGAUUGACACUGAAAUUUUGUUUGAAAGCCAUACAUUUUGCACAUGCUUAUUGCUUUCUCUUAGAUUACAUAUGUACAUUUUAAAUUUAUUUAUACAUGCCAUAUACCUCAAUUCAUUUUUUUUUCUGGGUGGGUUGGGGGGGUGAUUCCCACCUGGAAGUAGUGAAAGCAUUCCUAUUUGUCCUCUCCCCACCUCAUCCCUGCCAGUGCUCUACUCACCAAGAGCCAUGAGACCCAUGGUGCUGUUCUGUGUAAAGACAGUUUUGCCAUCAUGUUUAGCUGCUGUGCAGCCUCAAUCUCUGGCAUCAUUUAUUCAUAAUUUGAAUUACUUUUACCAUGAACACCUCCCUUACAAAUCUAGAUCUGCCACUGAUUUUGUAUUGUGUGAUUGGUAAAAUAACAAACUGAAUAUAGUAUAGCAUAAAAUAAACCUUUCAGAUUCCAUUAAAAGUAAAUGAGUACGUUUCACACAAGGAACCUCUUUGAAAGAUAUAAUAAUAAUGUCAGUUUUUAUCUCCCUUUCUGUUACCCCAUUCUGAAGGCUAAGACAAGUGUGUUAAAUUAAUGCUUCUGAAAUUUGUUUCUGCAUUCUUAGUUUUUUUAGUUACCGUAUAUACUCGUGUGUAGUUCGAGUUCGUAAGACCAAAUUUUUAGGCAAAAAAUUGGGGGUCGACCUCUACAUAGGUAAUAGUUUUGUUAGGUUGAACCCGUGCAUGAUGGG
Homarus americanus (American lobster) is the source of this 2462-nucleotide messenger RNA. RefSeq names its product GTP-binding protein ypt1-like (gene RabX6). Gene Ontology annotation, molecular function: GTP binding; GTPase activity. The record is from RefSeq and is a predicted model, not a curated record. The transcript is spliced from 5 exons. The coding region runs from base 387 to 1007 and encodes 206 amino acids. NCBI's taxonomy places the organism in Eukaryota, Metazoa, Arthropoda, Malacostraca, Decapoda, Nephropidae.